AUGAGUAUGACCACAGAGCUGUACGACGACCACAGAGCAGCUUUCUCAGGGAGGAUCAUACUAGUGAUAAGUCCAGGGGAGGAGCCGGCCCACCUCCCCCUCCUGCAGGCCCACCUCGCCCUUCUGCAGGCUCACCUCACCCUCAUGCAGGUCCACCUCACCCUCAUGCAGGUCCACCUCCCACUCAUGCAGACCCACCUCCUCAUCCCCGAGGCCCACCAACUCUUGUGUCCUGCACCCCGGCUGGCUGGCAGACCCCUCUCUCUGAAGCACUAG
This is a messenger RNA of Knipowitschia caucasica, 276 nucleotides long. Lineage: Eukaryota; Metazoa; Chordata; Actinopteri; Gobiiformes; Gobiidae. The record is from the annotation of a GenBank genome assembly.